CCCUCAGCCUCCCUGAUGCCUAAGAACAGCAAGGUGACGCAGCGCGAGCAGAGCCAUGAGCACGUCACAGAGUCGGUGGCUGACCUGCUCGCACACGAGGAGCCAGUCGACUACAAGAGUAGCUCCCUGAAUGUAGGAGGGGCCGCUGGGAAGAAAGUCCCACAGAUAGAGGUGCCUGAAAACGAUGGACGCCCCGCUUGGAACAGCAAGCUGCAGUACAUCCUGGCCCAGGUGGGCUUCUCUGUGGGCCUGGGGAACGUGUGGCGUUUCCCUUACCUGUGUCAGAAGAAUGGAGGAGGUGCCUAUCUGGUUCCCUACUUCAUCCUCCUCCUCAUCAUCGGCAUCCCACUAUUCUUCAUGGAGCUGGCUGUGGGUCAGAAGAUCCGACGUGGGAGCAUCGGGGUCUGGAACUACGUCUGUCCCAGUCUGGGUGGGAUAGGGAUGUCCAGUCUGAUGGUGUGUGGCUUUGUGGGUCUCUACUAUAACGUGAUCAUCGGCUGGAGCAUCUUCUAUUUCUUCCAGUCCUUCCAGUAUCCUCUUCCAUGGAGCGAAUGUCCGAUCAGAAGAAACGGGACACUUGCUAUUGUGGAGCCAGAGUGCGACAAAAGCUCAGCCACGACCUACUUCUGGUACCGUCAGACUCUGAACACCACCAGCACCAUCGCAGAGAGCGGCGGCCUCAACGUCAAAAUGACCCUGUCUCUGCUGGUGGCCUGGAUCAUCGUCUGCCUCGCCGUCAUCAAAGGGAUCGCCUCCUCUGGGAAGGUGAUGUACUUCAGCUCUCUUUUCCCCUACGUGGUGCUGUUCUGUUUCCUGGUCAGAGGUUUAAUGUUGAAGGGAUCAGUGGAUGGCAUCGCUCACAUGUUCACUCCCAAGCUGGAGAAGAUGCUGGAGCCCCAGGUGUGGAGGGAGGCAGCCACCCAGGUGUUCUUCGCCCUGGGUCUGGGGUUUGGAGGAGUCAUAGCCUUCUCCAGUUAUAAUAAGAUCGAUAACAACUGUCAUUUUGACGCCGUGCUCGUCUCUGUCAUCAACUUCCUCACCUCCAUUCUGGCCACGCUGGUGGUGUUUGCUGUGCUGGGCUUCAAGGCCAACAUCAUGAAUGAAAAGUGUGUCGUAGAAAACGCUGAGAAGAUCCUGGGAUAUCUCAACUCAAACGUCCUGAGCCACGAUCUCAUCCCUCCACAUGUGAACUUCUCCCAUCUCACCUCAUCAGACUACGCCGAGAUGUACGGGGUCAUCAAGACAGUGAAGGAGGACAGCUUCACCCAGCUGGGUCUGGAGCCUUGUGUCCUGGAGGACGAGCUCAACAAGUCUGUCCAGGGCACCGGCCUGGCCUUCAUCGCCUUCACAGAGGCCAUGACUCAUUUCCCAGCAUCUCCGUUCUGGUCGGUCAUGUUCUUCUUCAUGCUAAUCAACCUCGGUCUGGGCAGCAUGAUCGGCACCAUGACUGGCAUCACCACACCUGUCCUCGACACUUACAAGGUCCAGAAGGAGCUGUUCACAGUGGGUUGCUGCAUUGUGGCCUUCUUCUGUGGCCUGCUCUUCGUUCAACGCUCAGGAAAUUACUUUGUCACUAUGUUUGAUGAUUACUCUGCCGGACUGCCUCUCACAGUCGUGGUCAUCCUGGAGAAUGUGUCUGUCACGUGGAUUUAUGGCACAAAAAGGUUCAUGCAGGACCUGGAGGACAUGUUGGGUUUCCGACCGUGCAUAAUCUAUUUCUACCUGUGGAAGUACGUCUCCCCUCUGUGUCUCAUUGUGCUCAUCACAGCCACCAUCAUAGAGAUGGCCAUCAGCCCACCAGGAUACAACGCCUGGGUCCAAGACCUGGCUCAGGAACGCUUCCAGAGCUACCCUCCCUGGGCACUGGCCAUGUGCUUUGCUCUCAUCAUCGUGGCCAUGCUUCCUCUCCCUGUUGUCUACAUCGCCCGUCGCUUCAACCUGAUGUCAGAUGGCUCCAACAAGCUGUCUGUCUCCUACCGCAAAACCAUGAUGAAGGACAUAUCCAACCUGGAGGAGCAGGACGAGUCCAGGUUCAUCCUUGGCGCUAAGCCCGGUGAGGCACCAUCAUCGACGCCAGCACGCAGGCCCUACCUGACUCCAGGAGGAACCAAAACCCUGGACCCCAACUCGCUGUCUCCAAACAUCUGCUACGGCACGAGCUACCAAAACGCUGCCAUCAGCCCCACCACACCGACUACACCGACCAUGCCCACCACUCCAGAUUCUGACUCUUGA
Molecule: messenger RNA, 2235 nt
Organism: Epinephelus moara (kelp grouper)
Lineage: Eukaryota; Metazoa; Chordata; Actinopteri; Perciformes; Serranidae
Product: sodium-dependent neutral amino acid transporter SLC6A17-like
Exons: 11
Coding region: 16-2235 (739 amino acids)
Biological process (GO): proline transport; glycine transport; L-leucine transport
Cellular component (GO): synaptic vesicle; plasma membrane
Source: RefSeq, a predicted model, not a curated record